AAAAAUAUAAAAGAAACUGAAAAUUGGCACUUGAAGUAUGUGCAACGACGUAUGGUCGUGGUUGCUUUUGCUUCUUAGCCAGUGUGAGGUUGAGAAAUAGUAGAAUUGAGGCGGAGAGGUUGCAGAGGGCAGCAAAAUGAAGCUGGGAUUGAUGGGAGGCAUGCACAGAGCCCCUUGUGCCAUCGCACUUCCUCUUCACCACGUCCAACCCCGACUCAUUAGAUGCUCUUUUUCUUCUGGCCAUGUGUCAUUUAUCAAAGAUAUAGCAGCAACUGAUCCUCCUCAGCAUCUUGAAGAGUUGCUUAAAGUGCUUCACACUAGAGGUGAAAGCAUUGUUUCUCCUGGACAUAGGCAUGGGCUUAUACCCCUGGCCAUUCCUCUUUCAGAAAAUCUGUCAGUAGGUGCUGUAACUGCAUUGCUGAGAUGGCCAACAGCUCCACCUGAAAUGGAGAUGCCAGUUGUGGAAGUUCGCAAGCAUGGGGUGUGGCUUUUAGCCAAGAAUGUAGAUCAGUAUAUUCAUCGAAUCUUGGUUGAAGAAGAUGCUCACCUCUCAGAAGAAAGCAAUGGUGAAUUAUUUGAAGCUUCUUCUGAGGCUGGUAAGAAACUUUACAGAAGAGGUGAUUUUGCUGAAUCUCCGAUUAAGAACCUUGAUAGUUAUCUCUUGAAAAAGGUUGGUCUGUUUCCAGAUGUUUUAGAGCGUAAAGUGAUGCGACAUUUUGAGCAAGGGGAUCAUGUUUCAGCUAUGGUGACAGGAGAGUUCUAUACAAAAAGGGACCUCUUUCCAGGAUUUGGAAGGCCAUUCGUGUUUAAUGCCGAGAUUUUGGUGAAAGUAGGGCGUGUCUCAGAAGCUAAAGAUUCUGCAAGGGUGGCUUUGAAAUCUCCAUGGUGGACUCUAGGCUGCGCAUAUCAGGAAAUUGCCUGCAUUGCACAAUGGGAGGAUGAACAAAUCGAAUACAUAAAGGAAAAGGUGACAGAAGAGGGUAGACAAGAAGAUCUGAAAAAGGGAAAGGCACCUGUCCAGAUUGCAUUGGAUGAGGCUGCUUUUCUUCUGGAUUUAGCUUCUAUUGAGGGAACCUGGGCUGACUCUUUAGAGCGCAUUGCUGAAUGCUAUAAGGAGGCUGGACUCAAUGAAAUUGCAAGAUUUAUUUUGUAUAGAGAUUGAAUAUCAAAAGGAGAGAACAAUGGCUGAGUAAUGAACUCGUGUCCCUGUUUGGUACUUUGAUUGUCUUUUAGUUGGCUUUUCUGAUAAAAACAUUUGACUGUCUUUUAGUUGGCUUUUCUGAUAAAAACAAGCAAUAGAGAAGCAGUCCAUUUCUUUAUUUUUUUU
Molecule: messenger RNA, 1327 nt
Organism: Pistacia vera
Lineage: Eukaryota; Viridiplantae; Streptophyta; Magnoliopsida; Sapindales; Anacardiaceae
Product: protein IN CHLOROPLAST ATPASE BIOGENESIS, chloroplastic-like
Exons: 11
Coding region: 137-1162 (341 amino acids)
Source: RefSeq, a predicted model, not a curated record